This is a messenger RNA of Manihot esculenta (cassava), 1942 nucleotides long. Its product is annotated as UDP-glucuronate 4-epimerase 6. The record is from RefSeq and is a predicted model, not a curated record. NCBI's taxonomy places the organism in Eukaryota, Viridiplantae, Streptophyta, Magnoliopsida, Malpighiales, Euphorbiaceae. The transcript has a single exon. Bases 177 to 1550 code for a protein of 457 amino acids.
AAUCUCUCUCUCUCUCUCUCUCUAUCUCCCUUUUCUUUUAUAAUGUUUGAUCUACACUCUUCACAAUUUCAGGGCUCAACCUCAACCCAUUGGCUCUCACUCAGCUUUUUUUCUUUCUUCCAAAACAUUUGAUUGAGCCCUUGCCCACCAACUCCUUGUUUUUAUAGUUUUAAGCAAUGGCUUCUCCGCCAGACACCAGCAAGACCAUUAAGCUUGAGAGGUAUAACAGCUACAUUCGCAAGGUUCAUAAUACUAAACUUCUCAAUGCCUCCUCUAAGAUUAUCUUCCGUGCAACUCUUCUCAUUGCUCUUCUUCUUAUUCUCUUUUUCACCAUUAAUUACCCUCCUCUUUCUGAUCAUCCUCAACAUCUUCAUGACCAUCCCCACCGCCACAGCUUCCUCUCCACCUCUUUCUUUGCCUCUUCCUCUUCUGUCGGCGGCUCUUCUUGGGAGAAACAAGUCCGUCACUCCGCUACCCCUCGCCGGCCCAAUGGGUUCUCUGUAUUGGUCACUGGUGCUGCUGGGUUUGUUGGAUCACACUGCUCCCUUGCCUUGAAAAAGAGAGGUGAUGGUGUUCUUGGGUUGGAUAAUUUCAAUAGCUAUUACGACCCAUCAUUGAAAAGAGACCGACAAAAACUUCUGCUCAAACACCAAGUCUUCGUCGUUGAAGGAGACCUCAAUGAUGCACCAUUGUUAGCCAAGCUCUUUGACGUUGUACCCUUCACUCACAUCCUCCAUCUGGCAGCUCAAGCUGGGGUUCGCUACGCCAUGAAAAACCCACAAUCCUACGUUAGCUCAAACAUUGCAGGUUUCGUCAAUCUUCUCGAGGUAGCCAAAGCAGCAAAUCCACAACCGGCCAUCGUCUGGGCUUCUUCAAGCUCCGUGUAUGGGCUCAACACUGAAGUCCCCUUCUCUGAAACCCACAGGACAGAUCAACCCGCCAGCCUUUAUGCAGCUACUAAGAAAGCAGGAGAAGAAAUUGCCCAUACUUACAACCAUAUCUACGGGCUUUCUCUUACAGGAUUAAGAUUCUUUACAGUUUAUGGUCCCUGGGGAAGACCUGACAUGGCUUACUUCUUCUUUACAAAGGAUAUCUUACAAGGUAAACCCAUAGACAUAUACCAGACACAGGACGAAAAACAGGUGGCGCGUGACUUCACAUACAUUGACGAUGUAGUGAAAGGGUGCAUAGGGGCUUUGGACACGGCGGAGAAGAGCACAGGAAGCGGUGGAAAGAAGAAAGGACCAGCACAGCUAAGAGUAUACAACCUCGGGAACACAUCACCUGUUCCUGUAGGGAAACUGGUGUCCAUUUUGGAAUCCUUAUUGAACACAAAAGCCAAGAAGCAUGUGAUUAAGAUGCCAAGAAAUGGGGAUGUGCCCUAUACACAUGCCAAUGUGAGCUUGGCUUACAGGGACUUUGGAUACAAGCCAACCACAGAUUUGAGCUCAGGAUUGAGAAAAUUUGUCAAGUGGUACGUAAGUUAUUACGGGAUUCAUACAAGGGUAAAAAAGGAAAGCGAAAUCGACAGUGAGCAUUCCCAGAAUUAAGCGUCAGACCAUUCUUCAUCAUCAUCGUCAUCACCAUCACCGCAUGAUUGAUGAUGCUUUUUAUUUAUUUUCAUUUUCUUUUCUUUAGAUUAAUUUAUAAAUUCUGCUUGUUUUUUUUUUCUCUGCUGUUCUGAAGUGAAAAUGUUUGAGGAGGUGGUGGUGGUGAUGCAGCAUGUAGAAAUUAUAGUUCUAAUACAAAGAGAAGAUAAAUGUGAAUGAAGAAACUAAAGAAAAUGAAAGGAGAAGGACAAGUUGUAGAUCUGGGGAGUUGGGAUGUAAUAAUAAUUUUGGUGGGGUCUGCUAAAAAGCUUGCAGAUCUCAGCCAUUUAGAUCAUAUUUAAAAGAAAAUUUUGUAAUUGAACAGCAAUGAAUGGCAUCAAGAUUCUUCUUUC